This is a messenger RNA of Boeremia exigua, 1362 nucleotides long. RefSeq lists its product as uncharacterized. Bases 1 to 1362 code for a protein of 453 amino acids. The record is from RefSeq and is a predicted model, not a curated record. The transcript has a single exon. Lineage: Eukaryota; Fungi; Ascomycota; Dothideomycetes; Pleosporales; Didymellaceae.
AUGAUUGACGGGAGCACUAUCGCAGCCAUUCUCACCGGCAUCCUCGCUCUCAUUGGCGCACUCGCGUCUGCAUGGAUGUCUGGAUGGAACGAACAACGCAUGCAGUCUCGUGCAAACGAAAAAACACUUGCCCGAUACUCAGUACCUCUUCUGAUCGCAGCUUGGGAUCUUGCUAAUUGGUUUUACGACAUCACUGAGUAUGAGAACUAUAAGCCAUCACGAUGCGCUGCAUACGGCGAUGGCUGGAGUCCCAAAUUCACCUCAUACCUACUUGGCCAAUACUUUGCUGGCGUUCACAUAAUCCGCGAGAUGACGCAUUUCUUUGCACACAUAAAGGGUCCAGAGGCCGAAAAGCUGAAGAAACUGCUUUGGAAGAUUCAAGACGAGUUCGUAUCUAUGAACUACGAAGGACGAGAGAGCCUAGAGAUGCGCUGGUUUGAGGGUGACAUACUGGCUGUGCAAGAGCAUAUGACGGAAGAGGUUGAUCAUGAUGGCGAUGGGACUGCACAGGAAUUACGGACAAUUGGUUGGGUUGAGUUCCAGAAGGCCUACGCACCAGCUUCUGAGCCUGAAAAUGAGAACUCGCCCGAACUGUACAAGCUUUUUGAUUGGUACGAAGUCGAGUUCCAACGCGUCAUUUACCGCCGCUUCAAAUGGCUAUAUAGGCAUGUACACACAGCGGAUAAUCCUCAGGAUUAUGGGAAAACGAAGGAGAAGCUCGAAAAAGCAAGGAUUAAGAAGAAGCAGGAGAUAGAGGAAGUAAUGAUCAACAACGAUCGUGAACGUGCUGAAUCUCGAGAUUAUGGGACUCCAAAGGAUAAGUUCGAAGAAGAAGAAGAAAAACAGAGGAGGAAGUUGGAGAAAGAGAAAAAGGAAGAGCUGGCCACGAUCAAAAAGACGAUCGAAAAGCUGGACGCCGAGGAAAAGGAGAUCAACGAGGAGCGAGAAAAGUACCCAAACGUUAGCGUCAUAGUCCCCGAUCACCGAGUCCGACGUCUCCAACACCUGCUGAGCGAUCUUGUGGAAUUGCUAGACACAGUUUCUACUAUGAAACUCAAUCGUCCGGUGCGGAGGUGCGAGAUGAGUUACGACAGGGUAUCCGUGAUAAAAUAUGGAGAAUUCGCAUUCGAUCACCAGAAAAACCCGUCGGGCCUGGAUACCGGAGACCGUGUCCCUUGCGACUGUAGUUCUUUAUACUGCAAUCCAACCCAGACAGACAACAAAGAGCGGCAACUUCCAACCAAAGAAAAGCCGAGUCGCCUGACGUGGCGGAAGUUUUUGAAGCCCUCCAGCCAGAAAAUAGCCAGGCAAGAUACUGCUUCUACGCAGAGGAAGACUAUCGUUGAACAGAGCAAAGUUUGA